Messenger RNA from Filobasidium floriforme, 2808 nucleotides. RefSeq lists its product as uncharacterized. The transcript is spliced from 10 exons. The record is from RefSeq and is a predicted model, not a curated record. Gene Ontology annotation, molecular function: mRNA binding. Lineage: Eukaryota; Fungi; Basidiomycota; Tremellomycetes; Filobasidiales; Filobasidiaceae. Bases 1 to 2808 code for a protein of 935 amino acids. Gene Ontology annotation, cellular component: RNA N6-methyladenosine methyltransferase complex; nucleus.
AUGUUUGCCUUUCUUGCACCAUCUAUUGACGCGCUUGGGGCUGGAACUGGAGCUGGUGCUGUAGGGCUGUCUCACUGGGAUUGUACCAUGGGUGAGAAGGCUGCGUUCAAACCGCUUGACGAGUGGCUCAACAGCCAGAAGGGUUAUGGAAUAGUCGGCCAUGCCAUCUGGCAUCUUAUGUCUACCUCUCAGACUUCUACACUGCAAGGGAUACUGGUCAAUUUACAGAUGAUUCAAGCUAUUUAUCGCAUGCGACAAUCACUUGACCCGAGACUCAACGAAGGCACGGUCGACCUCCUUGACCUUCUCAACAUCGUCAUCAUCAGCACAUCCUUUGCUUCGCUACCUUUCUUCUACCUUCCUAUGCUCAUCUACACACUCAGAUCCAUCCGUAGCAUGACGAACCCGGUCCAGGAUCAUCGAAAGUUCUUGGACGAGAUCUCCGUCCGUCGAGUUAAACGACGGCGAUUACUUCAGACUGCUGGAUCGACCUCGAAUAACGAUAUUAACAACGAAAACCACGAUACUAACGAUAACGACAAUGACGACACCCCCUCCCGCUUAGCCUCUCCCAAAGACAAACCCCGACCACAUCACAUCAAACCCGAAAAUAAAACUCAUGACGAGGUAUUGAGAUCGAGCUACAAGAAUUAUUCCCCCGGAGAGGAGACGAUCAGGAACGAUUACCUCGUAGAAUAUAUCGUCAGCGGGGUUUGGAAUGCGAGUUGGAUCAAAGGGGUCGGGAAGGAGGUGGAUGAGUGUCGAGAAUACCCAAAACUGCACCGCCUCCAAGCCCUCAAACGCUCCCUCGUCUCCUCCCACGCCCACCCUCCGUUAUACCUAACACUGGACCCGGUAUCGGAAUCCCCUCUCAGCCUCCCUUCUUUACUCUCCACACCUCCAGCCUCCUCUUCCUCUUUAUUAUCCACCUCUUCCUCCCAACUACCUCCAAACCAGGUGUUCGACGUCAUCCACAUCCGCCCACCCCCCCUUUACACCCCCCAAGAACUAAGCGCCCUCCCAAUCCGGCACCUAAGCGCCGAUCCGUCGUUCGUCUUCCUCUGGGUCGGACCGAGCGAUGGAGAUGGGCUUGAGAGGGGGAGGGAGAUGUUGAUGAGGUGGGGGUUUAGGAGGUGUGAGGAGGUCGUUUGGGUUCGGACUAAGAGGAGCGGGGGGAGCGCGAAGGGGAUGAAGGGGACGAAGAGGGGGGAUGGGAGUGGGAGAGUUGGGGUUGGGGGUGGGGAUAGGAGACAGGGGAGGGCUUCGUUUAAACGUCGUCGGGAUGGGACCUCGCUUCCAAAAGACGACAUCGACGACGAGUCCGAAAAUGCCGAAGGAAAAGAAAAAGAAGAGCUCGAGCAAGAAGAAGAGAACGAGGAAGACCCGAUACCUACCAACCUCCUCGUGACCCAAAAAGAACAUUGUCUGGUGGGCAUUCGGGGGACGGUGAGGAGGAAGACGGAUGGUUGGUUUGUGCAUUGUAAUGUCGACACCGACAUAAUCGUCUGGGACCCCGACCCCACCGACCCAGACCCCCCAGCCUACCCACCCCAGAUCUACUCGAUCAUCGAGAACUUUUGUCUCGGUACCAGACGUUUGGACCUCUUUGCUCCCGCUUCCAAGUCGGGUCGGGCGAGGGGCAGGAAGGGGUGGGUGACUGUCGGGCCUGAUCGGGUUGGGGUGGAGGUCGGGGUGGACGGUGAGAGGGAAGCAGAAGGAGAGGAACUGGAGGAGGCGGUUGACGGGAAACCCAGCGCGGAAGGAGAUAUUCAAGGAGAGACAGAGGGGGAAGAGGGGGUGAAACCGUUCGAUCCCGUCAGAUAUGCAAACUGGCUGGAAGGCAACAAGGACGAAAUGGGACGAUACGUCUUACCUCUUACGCAGGAAAUCGACAACCUCCGCCCGAAAUCCCCUGUACGUGGCGAACGCGCUGGUGAUUCGCACGGACUACCCAACCGACCUGGGUUUGUCGAUCGGCCAGGGUCGGAUCGGGGCCGUCAACAACACCAACAACGGCAGGUACAGGGUCAGGGUCAGGGUUAUGUUCAUCCUCACGGGCAUGGACAACAAGGGAUCCUUAGUCCGACGUCUAUGGCUACGCCAAUGUCGAUGUCGCCGUCGAUGCCGAUGGAUCAGAACCACAACCAGAAUCAAGGCGCGGUGGGCAUGAAUCCGAUGAUGAAAAUCAUGAACAUGAACAACAAUCCCGCUUUCAAUAACAACAAUAUGGGCAUGAUGAACACGGGGAUGGGCAUGGGUAUGCCGAUGCUGGGGAUGAACAUGAACAUGGGAAUGGGCAUGGGCAUGGGCAUGGGGAUGAACAUGCCGAUGAACAUGGGCAUGGGGUUCCCGAUGAUGGGGAUGCCGAUGAUGGGGAUGAAUAUGGGGAACGCGAUGUUAGGAGGGAUGUUUGGGAACGUCGCAACAACAACCGCAACAACAACAACAGCAGCAGCAGCAAAAUUAACAGCAACAAUCGUCGCAGUCGCCCUCGUCGUUGUCAGCUUCAGCGCCUGGACCGAAGCGUUGAGACAAAUCGGCGUGGGGCAUCGUAUACUCGACGUCUCCAGCAACGUCUCGCCGUCCCCCGAUCCAAAAUCAAAUUCUUCUCGCAAGACGUACGAUCGGGAAGACCCACAUCCGAUUGGGCAGACCCAGACUUUGCUCGAACGCACGCUCGGGAACAGGAGGGAAUUCGUCGGAUUGUCUAUUCCUCGGGUUUCGCAUGGCCGCAUGGAAUACCUUGUGAUUCAAAUUCGUCGUAUAUACGAUACGAUCUACGGUGUUAUUCACGCUUGCUUGCUGUAA